AUGCGCUUUGGCCUUUACUUUGUUUCGGCCACGCGAAAUCAGUCUCCAAUCACAUACGGGAGGCCCGCAAGCCCUUUUUGUUCACCAAGGAGUACCGCGUUUACUCUUCCAUUUGGUACCUGCAACACUAUUCCUCCCUUCGAAAAGCAGCGCUGGAUCUUGAAGGACCCCGCGGCGGCAGCCGAAAGGAUUUGGACAACUGGCGCCCUCCUUUCCGACCUGGGCCUUACACCAACAUAUGCACACUAUCCCUUUCAACACGAACAGAGCCAGCUCGCUCAUGAUCCAGAAGGCCAAGAGUCCUCUCGCGGCGCAUGGACAUUCCCGGAGGAAACACCUCCACCCUUUUUUGCAUUGUUUGAUCUGCCGCCAUCCAGCAACCCACCGCGCGUCUGGGCGCCUCCGCGUCCUCCGACAAAGACCAAAGGGACAGAAACCUGGCAGCUGACAGCUGAGCGCCGGACAUCCGUGCCCCGACAAUGCAUGUUGGUUUCCCAAGCAAGCUCGGCUCUUUCUCGGGGCCGGCGACUCGUUUCCCCCGCUCUGGUUGACUUCCGGCCAUGGCGGCGACUGGGGAUGCCUAUUUUUGAUUCGUGGCGCAUGCACUUGCUGCGUCUGUUUGACUUUCCGCGGAAUCCAGGAGACGUUGUACCAACUCCUGACAAUGGCUUCUUGGAGGUUGUGCCCAGGGACCCGGAGGCGCAGGCGCGCGUGCCGCUCGCGGACUAUACUGGGAGGUUGUUGGCUCUUGUUGGUGCUCAACGCGAGGAUGAUUAUAAGUAUGGUGUUUUUGGAAGUGUCAGAAGGGAGGUUGUCCCGUAA
Aspergillus mulundensis is the source of this 822-nucleotide messenger RNA. RefSeq lists its product as uncharacterized. The record is from RefSeq and is a predicted model, not a curated record. NCBI's taxonomy places the organism in Eukaryota, Fungi, Ascomycota, Eurotiomycetes, Eurotiales, Aspergillaceae. The coding region runs from base 1 to 822 and encodes 273 amino acids. The transcript has 2 exons.